Molecule: messenger RNA, 6469 nt
Organism: Chanos chanos (milkfish)
Lineage: Eukaryota; Metazoa; Chordata; Actinopteri; Gonorynchiformes; Chanidae
Gene: agrn
Product: agrin
Exons: 35
Coding region: 569-6406 (1945 amino acids)
Biological process (GO): cell differentiation; multicellular organism development
Cellular component (GO): extracellular region
Molecular function (GO): protein binding; calcium ion binding
Source: RefSeq, a predicted model, not a curated record
CUCUUUCAGCUCUACUGGCUGGAGAAAAAAAACCCCCCAAAAAUCCAAAAACAAUAAACCUCUCCCUGACCUAGAGGCUAUGGGCAUUAAUCUGUGAAUUAUCAAGCUAGAGUGUUUGUACUGGAGGUUCUAGGUACAAAGUGCAGAAAACUGUUGACACAGAUUUGUGCCUGCUGCCAGUCUGGGGCGCUGACUGUAAGGCCAGAGGUUCUCCUCUGUCAUACAUAAACACAAAGCUGUCACACUACCCUUCCAACUGUGUCUGAAGGAAAAUGGAGAAUUUUAUGAAAUGUGGGGGGUAGAAGGGGCAGGACCAAGUCCCCGUCCUUCUCCCGUAGUGGAUGUUAGUAGGGAACAAAAUGUGUUGCCUGGAGACUGGUGAAAGCUUUUCUGCACAUUUUUCUGAAAGGAACUGUGACAAGAGCCCUGCAGAGGAACACAGCUGGAGUUUAAGUUGAAUUUUGGACACUCUCAGAGUCUUUUUUUUUUUUUCUGCCAUCCAUCUAUUUGGUGUUUGUUUGGGUGUCCCCGCCCUAGUGGCGUUGAAGGGGGGAAGGUGGAGUGGAGUAUGACUAGUUGCCAGUAUCCUACGCCGCCCCCAGAGAGGGACCGGAUGUACCAGCACAAAGUUUCUCUGGUGGUGCGCUACUUUAUGAUCCCCUGCAACAUCUGUCUCAUCUUGCUGGCAACCUCCACAUUGGGCUUUGCUGUGCUCCUCUUCCUCAACAACUACAAACCUGUUCACUUCACGCCGACCCAGCCUCCUGAUGGUUGUCGGGCGAAGCUUUGUGGUUUCGGGGCAGUGUGUGAAAGAGACCAGACGGACCCCUCGGUGGGACAUUGUGUGUGUAAGAAGAUAGUGUGCCCGUUAGUCGUGGCCCCCGUUUGUGGCUCUGACUCCUCCACCUACUCCAAUGAAUGUGAGCUGGAGAAAACUCAGUGUAGCUUGCAGAGACGCAUCAAAGUUCUCCGCAAGGGCCCCUGUUCUCUGAAGGACCCUUGCAGCGAUGUGACAUGCAGCUACGGGAGCACCUGCAUCCAGUCUUCGGACGGCCUAUCAGCCAAGUGCAUGUGUCCACUGAGUUGUGAUCGCGUGCCCAAGCAGGUAGUGUGUGGCAGCGAUGGGCUAGACUAUGCCAGCGAAUGUGAACUCAACAUGAAAGCCUGCUCCACCCGGAGAAACAUCCGCCUACAGCAUCAGGGGCCUUGUGAUCCGUGCAAAGACAGUCAGAACAGCCUGAACGUGGCCUGCCGCGUGCAGCCAUUCACAAUGCAGCCGCAGACCUUCGCCCCACCGGAGUCGUGCCCGCCCGACAGCGAGCCGCUGUGUGCCAGCGAUGGGAAAACGUACAGGAGCGAGUGCCAGAUGAGACGGACGGGCAUGCUCAAGGGUCUGGACCUGCACAAGAUCCACACGGGUCCCUGCAAUCAGCAUGAACAAUGUAAAGAAGAAUGUAAGCUGAACGCAGUGUGUCUGGUGGUAAAGGAUCUGGGGGUCCGAUGUUCGUGUGAACCCAUCCAGUGCGACGGCGCUUACAAACCCGUGUGUGGGAAGGACGACAUCACCUACAACAAUGACUGUGAGCGUAAACGUGCCGAGUGCCAGGCCAAAGUGCCCAUCCCCAUCAAGCAUCAGGGCCCCUGUGAUCUACAUGCGCCCAGCCCAUGUUUGCAGAAGAACUGUGAGUUUGGUGCUGUUUGCGUGGUGAAGAACGGAGAGCCCGUGUGCGAGUGCCCGGAUGCCUGCUUACAGGUCAGCGAUCCGGUGUGUGGCAGUGACGGCCACACCUACAACAGCCAAUGCCAGAUGAAGGCCAUGGGCUGUGCCCUUCAGAGAGAAAUCCAAAUCCAACACAGAGGCCCUUGUGACGAGCCCUGUGCCAACUGCUCGUUUGGCGCUAUCUGUGACGCGCAGACAGGGCGGUGCGUGUGUCCCACGGAGUGCGUGGACACCCAGCAGCGGGUGUGCGGCAGUGACGGCACCACGUACGAAAAUGAGUGCGAGCUGAAUGUUCGUGCCUGCACCCAGCAAUUAGACCUGAAAGUGUUGUCCCAGGGAGAAUGCAAGACCUGUGGAAACACUGUCUGUGGUUGGGGUGCCCGCUGUGUUCAGAAUAAGUGUGAGUGUCAGCAAUGCCAGGAUCAAGCUUUUAAACCCGUGUGUGGUAACGACGGUGUCACCUAUGACAACGAAUGCGAGCUCCGCUUCUCCUCCUGCAAGCUCAAGAAGAAGAUUGAGGUUGCUCAGCUGGGAAUGUGUGAUGAAGAGUGUGGCUCUGGAGGCUCGGGUUCAGGAACAGAGGCUUGUGAACAGGAGCGGUGUCGCAAAUUUGGAGGAUCUUGGGACGACGACACGGAGGAUGACCGCUGUGUGUGUGAUUUCACCUGCCAGAGUGUCCCACGGAGCCCGGUCUGUGGCUCAGAUGGAAACACGUACAGUAGCGAAUGUGAACUGAAGAAGGCCAGAUGUGAGAAACAAGUGGACCUACAGUACCAGAGCCAGGGCCCAUGUCCAGCUGUCUCCGUCACGCCUUCACCUGAGACGGGCACACCUCAGCACUGCAGCCAGACCAUCUACGGCUGUUGCCAUGACAACAAGACCGCCGCCUUGGGUGUUGGACUGGCGGGAUGUCCAAGCACGUGUCAGUGUAACCACUAUGGUUCUUACGGAGGUACCUGUGACCCCACCACUGGUCAGUGUUCCUGUAAGCCCGGGGUCGGGGGACUGAAGUGUGACCGUUGUGAACCAGGCUUCUGGAAUUUCCGUGGCAUCGUCACCGAGAACAUGAGCGGCUGCACGCCAUGCAACUGUGAUCCGGUGGGCUCUGUGCGGGAUGACUGUGAGCAGAUGUCUGGUCUUUGCUCUUGUAAGACAGGAGUGAAGGGCUUGAAGUGCGACGUGUGCCCUGACGGCAGCAAGAUGGCAAUGAGCGGCUGUGACAAAGGUCCUGAAGCGCCAACCUCAUGUGAUGAAUUGGAGUGCAAGUUUGGAGCGACAUGUGUGGAGUUCAAUGGACAGGCCCACUGCGAGUGUCCGUUACCUGACUGUGAUGAGAAGAACAAGACUAAGGUGUGUGGUUCUGAUGGGGUGACCUAUGCAGACCAGUGCCAGCUGAGGACCAUCGCCUGUCGCCAGGACAAAGACAUUACAGUAGAACAUCCAGGCCAGUGCAGCUCCGAAACCAUCCCUGAGGCGGAAGCCAGACCUACCCCCUUCCUCCCAACCACCCCUCGCGUCACCCCACCCACCGCACACGUCAAGGUCACUCCGCCACGUCAUGGCCACACCACCACUCCACGCUUUCCUGACGACAUCGACAAUAUCAGCGAGCUACGCCCUCCCUACGUGGAGGCGGUGCCACCACCCAGAGAGAUGGAGACGCCCAAGGCCACAAAGCCCACUCACCACCCCGCCACCCUCCACAAGCCACCUCGCACCUCAUCCCUGCCCAUGGGCGUCACCUCACCUCCCAGCCCCGCCUUUGAGGAGUCGGGCAGUGGGGAUGGGGACUCCAGUGGGGACGAGGAGGAUGGUAGCACCCAGAUGGAGACAAGCGGAGACGAGCCAGUUGGUCCUACUGUGACAGCAACCACACUCCCAACUGCGGAGGAGCGCUCCUCCUGUGAUAACACUCCCUAUGGCUGCUGCCCUGAUAGCAAGACCGCUGCCCUCAACCCUGAGGGUACCAACUGCCCGCCUACCAUGAAGUUCGUUGGCCGAUUAUACCUGGACCAAGUUGAGGGUCAAGAAGUCUUUUACACACCUGAGAUGGAUGACCCCAAGUCUGAGCUGUUUGGUGAGACAGCCAGGAGCAUUGAGAGUGCGCUGAACGAGCUCUUCCGGAAAUCCGAUGUACAGAAAGACUUCAAGAGCGUGCGGGUGAGGAACCUCGGCUCCAGUAACUCCAUAAUGGCCACUGUUGAGGCCCACUUUGACCCAGACACCAAGUUCAGCGUUGCGGAUAUUGAGGAAGCGCUGCUGAAACAGCUUAAGACGGCCAGAGACACUGGCAUCGUGGUAAAGAAACCAGAGAGGGAUAAUGUCCAUUUCACUACCUAUGGUCACUCCACGCUACCCUACUUUACCACUCCCACCAUUACUGUGGCCACUGUCACUACCCCCACAACUACAACCACGCAGGCACCCUCUGUAGCGUUCACCACACGCCGUCCUACCACCACCAAACGGCCUUACUCCGGCCGCAGGACCACCCCUCCGGCCCCCACCACCACCAUGGCCCUCAGAACACAGCCUGUUCUCCACCACACCAAACCGCAAAAACCGUGUGACUCUCAGCCCUGUCGCCACGGCGGCACCUGUGAGGACGACGGCACUGACUUCACCUGUAUCUGCCCUGCGGGGAGAGGAGGGGCUGUGUGCGAGAAAGUGAUUAAGUAUUAUAUCCCUGCCUUUGGCGGCAAGUCUUACCUAGCCUUCCCCACUAUGAAGGCUUACCACACAGUGCGCAUUGCGAUGGAGUUCAGAGCUUCUGAGAUGACGGGAAUACUGCUCUAUAAUGGACAGAUCGGCAAGAAGGACUUCCUGUCUUUAGGACUAGUGGACGGGAAGGUGGAGCUCAGGUUUAACACAGGCUCUGGCACAUGCUCCGUGGUCAGUAAGGUCCAGAUCAAGCCAGGUCGCUGGCACCAGCUGGUGGUGAACCGUAACCGUAGAGACGCCAUGCUAAGCGUCGACAACGAGGUGCACAUCCAAGGCCGUAGCCCACCGGGCACAGAUGGUCUGAACCUGGACACAGAGCUCUUCAUCGGCGGAGUACCAGAGGACCUGAUACAAGACGUGAAAGAAAGGACAUCGCUCUCAACGGGUUUGGUGGGCUGCGUUCGCAUGCUCGACGUGAAUAACGUGAUGUACAGUCUGCAGGAGAAAGAUGGCAACGUCCUGUAUGGUAUGGGCGUAGGUGAAUGUGGCAACAACCCCUGUCUGCCCAACCCCUGCAAGAAUGGAGCCACCUGCCAGGUCAAAGAGGCCGAGACCUUCCACUGCAAGUGUGCAGACGGCUUCUCUGGUCCAACCUGUGCUGAUGCCCAUAAUCCAUGUGACCCAAAUAAAUGCCACCCCUCUUCUCAGUGCCAAGUUCUGCCAGAAGGAGGCUACAAAUGUGAAUGUCCCAUGGGCAGAGAGGGCAAACACUGUGACAAAGUCUCAGAGAAAAAGGGAGCCUACAUUCCAUUCUUCAGUGGGGACUCGUAUCUGGAGCUGAAGGGCUUGCAUCUCUAUGGCCAUGACCUUCGGCAAAAGGUUAGCAUGACCGUAGUGCUCCUGGCUAAUGACUCCAAUGGCAUGAUUUUCUACAACGGUCAGAAGACAGACGGAAAAGGAGAUUUCAUCUCUUUGGCACUGAACGAUGGAAUACUGGAAUUCAGAUAUGACCUGGGCAAAGGUCCUGCAGUCAUCAGGAGCAAGGAGAAAAUCAAACUGAAUGUGUGGAACGAAGUAAAUCUGGAGCGGGCAAACCGUAAGGGAGAAAUCAACGUCAACGGCAAGGACUCGGUCCGGGGAGAAUCACCGAACCAGCAUACUGAUCUCAAUCUAAAGGAAUCGCUCUUUGUGGGAGGAGCCCCAGAUUUCCGCAAGUUGGCCCGAGCUGCAUCCCUCAAAGACGGCUUCAAAGGGGCCAUUCAGAAAAUCACUUUGCUUGGCACAUCAAUCUUGAAGGCGGAAAAUGCUCUCCACUCUAGCGACGUGUCCAUGUAUCCAUAUCACCCUUGCUCCGCGGACGUUUGUCACAAUGGAGGACGUUGCAAUCCUGUGCUGGACAGCUAUGAGUGUGUAUGUCUACAUGGAUUUACAGGACCACAGUGCAAAAACCCGAUCUUUGAGAAGGCUGCCGGCCAGACCGAGGCCAUUGCUUUUGAUGGCAGAACAUUCAUCGAAUAUCACAAUGGAGUCACCAAGAGUGAGAAGGCCCUGCUGGUGAAUAAGUUUGAGCUGAGCAUUAAGACAGAGGCUACUCAUGGCCUAAUCCUGUGGAGCGGGAAGGGAGUGGAGCGCUCCGACUAUAUCGCCCUGGCUAUCGUGGACGGCCGUGUCCAAAUGACCUAUGACCUUGGUUCUAAGCCUGUUGUCCUGCGUUCAUCAGUGCGGGUCAAUACCAACCGCUGGAUACGCAUUAAGGCCAGCAGGGCCUUGAGAGAUGGCUCCCUGCAGGUGGGUAAUGAGGCUCCAGUUACCGGCUCAUCUCCCCUGGCAGCCACACAGCUGGACACAGAUGGUGCCCUCUGGUUGGGUGGCCUUGAGGAGCUGUCUGUAGCACGCCGACUGCCCAAAGCCUAUAGCACGGGCUUUGUGGGUUGUGUGAAGGAUGUGAUAGUGGAUGGGGUGGAACUGCAUCUGGUUGAAGAUGCCUUAAACAGUCCCAGAAUACUACACUGUUCUGCCAAAUAGCUUGGCACCACUUCCCUCCCAAUGCCAUGUCUACUGCUGUAAUUAUUUUCUAUUUUUGUAUAC